Messenger RNA from Paramuricea clavata, 879 nucleotides. NCBI's taxonomy places the organism in Eukaryota, Metazoa, Cnidaria, Anthozoa, Malacalcyonacea, Plexauridae. The record is from the annotation of a GenBank genome assembly.
AUGCUAACUGGCUAUAACAUUUAUCGCAAAGACAGGGUUGGAAGGACUGGCGGAGGCGUUUUAAUUGCUGUGAAGUCUGACAUUAGGUCCACUCAUCGACAAGACCUUGAGAGAGACAAUGUUGAACUUGCUGUUGUUGAACUGAUUAAGGAUAACAGUAAGUCAGUUAUUCUCUAUACUGUUUACCAUCCCGAACCUGGACCAGAAGACUUGCACAAGCUUAAUUUGUCUCUACAAGGAACUCCUGAAUCAGCGUGUGUCGUAGUUGUUGGUGACUUUAACCUUCCCUCUCUAACUUGGUCACCUGAUGAAUCCGCCCCUACUAACAUCGGCGGGUCUCAGGAGGACAAUGAAUUCUGCGUCCUAACAAAAGAUAACUUCCUCACUCAAUUCAUUAAAGGCCCUACUCAUAUAGCAGGAAACAAACUCGACUUGCUUCUCUCCAACUGUCCGGAAGUUAUCGACCACGUCUCCACUUCUACUCCAGUGGAAAGUAAUUUCCCCUCUGAUCACUACCUAGUAGAUUUCUUUAUACGGCUGAAGUUCAAGCGAGCAAAGCGUGUGCAACGUAAAGCGUACAACUACAAGAGAGCAGAUUUCGAGGCCCUUCGUAACCGUCUGCAGCUUAACGCAUUAGACAUGUCCGUCUCUGAUGAUGUUGAUCUCUACUGGUUUCGGUGGAAAGCAUUAUUUUUAGCUGCAGUAGAAAAAUGUGUGCCUGUUAAAGUUAUAAAAGACACAAACUCUCCUCCAUGGAUUGAUGGAGAAAUCAGGCACCUCCUGCGCAAGAAAUAUCGAGCUCUCAAAAAAUACCGCGAAAAUAGAACUGAACAACGCAAACGUAAACUUAGAUCUCUAAGUAAUGACAUCAAAAUCCUU